AUGGAUGAAGAGGCAUCGCUUGAGAGCUACUUUGACCAGUCAAUUGCUUGUGAUCUCCACCCUCAUAAUGCCAGAGAUGCUUAUAUCUGUACUCUCCAGGGUUCAUCUGAGUACAUUUUUGAGGGGGACUUGGGUUUGCAAGGCCCUCCACAGCUGCAGGAUCCCUCCUUCCUGGCCUCCUCAAUCUCUGCACAGCAGAAAGACCUCUCUGAGGACCUGGACCUGAGCUUCCUGCCUGAUGAACUCAGCGCCCAGGAGGAGCCACCUGAGAAUGCAGGUGUCAGUUCACAAGAGGACAGUGGUAUAUACCCAGACUGUCCACCGUCAGAGUUAUCUGGUACAGACCCUGACCCCAGUAAGACUCAACCUGCAGCCUCCCCCUUCUGCUCCCUUCCAAUGACACCCAUGACACCUAUGACCCCUGUUGCCCCAGUGACAGAAAGUUCAGGAAUCAUCCCACAAUUACAGAAUAUUGUGUCCACAGUAAAUCUGGCUUGUCCUCUAGACCUAAAGGCCAUUGCUCUUCAGGCUCGAAAUGCUGAGUACAAUCCAAAGCGUUUUGCUGCUGUUAUAAUGCGGAUCCGUGAGCCUAGAACCACUGCGCUCAUCUUCAGCUCUGGAAAGAUGGUCUGCACCGGGGCAAAGAGUGAGGAGCAGUCACGCCUUGCUGCGAGGAAAUAUGCCCGAGUGGUGCAGAAGCUUGGCUUUCCAGCCAAAUUUCUUGACUUCAAGAUCCAGAACAUGGUUGGCAGUUGUGACGUAUGUUUCCCCAUUCGGCUGGAGGGCCUGGUUCUGACUCACCAACAGUUCAGCAGCUAUGAGCCAGAGUUGUUUCCUGGUUUGAUUUACCGCAUGGUGAAGCCACGUAUUGUCUUGCUGAUCUUUGUGUCUGGAAAAGUCGUUCUUACAGGUGCUAAAGAUCGCUCGGAAAUAUAUGAAGCUUUUGAGAAUAUCUACCCAAUUCUAAAGGGAUUCAGGAAACAGUGAAAAGGAAAGUGCACUUCUACUUAUUCAAUGAGUGUAAUGUCCAAAUA
Messenger RNA from Colossoma macropomum (tambaqui), 1034 nucleotides. It is a transcript of the gene tbpl2, whose product is annotated as TATA box binding protein like 2. Gene Ontology annotation, biological process: DNA-templated transcription initiation. Gene Ontology annotation, molecular function: RNA polymerase II general transcription initiation factor activity; DNA binding. NCBI's taxonomy places the organism in Eukaryota, Metazoa, Chordata, Actinopteri, Characiformes, Serrasalmidae. The transcript is spliced from 7 exons. Bases 1 to 987 code for a protein of 328 amino acids. The record is from RefSeq and is a predicted model, not a curated record.